Dreissena polymorpha is the source of this 1680-nucleotide messenger RNA. Its product is annotated as carbonyl reductase [NADPH] 1-like. Bases 141 to 992 code for a protein of 283 amino acids. Gene Ontology annotation, molecular function: oxidoreductase activity. The record is from RefSeq and is a predicted model, not a curated record. NCBI's taxonomy places the organism in Eukaryota, Metazoa, Mollusca, Bivalvia, Myida, Dreissenidae. The transcript is spliced from 2 exons.
CGGGGUGUAGACACUUUGAAAGGGUUAUCGAUAACUCCGUGAGAUCGAUACUCGAUCGAAUUGAAAUUUAGCCGAUAUUGUACGUAAAUCGAUUGACGUAAAAUAAAAACAUUGUGAAACGGAUAUACACAGGUUACACAAUGGUAAAAAAGGUUGCCAUAGUAACGGGGGCUAACCGUGGCAUAGGAUACGAGGUCGCUAAGCAACUAUUACAGCAAUUUCCGGGCGACGUGAUAGUAACCGGAAAAGACACCGCAAAGGGUAAAAACGCAUGCGCACAGCUUACCAAACAAGGACUGAAGCCUAUAUGGCACGAACUUGACGUCACACAGUCGGCGAGUAUUCGGAUGUUCUUGGACUAUAUCAACGAACAUUACAAAGGUGUGGACAUUUUGGUCAGCAAUGCGGGGACAAUAUUCCCGAAAGACUCGCCAUUGUCAAUGUACAGGCAAGCCGAACUGACUGUGAAUACAAAUUUUAAAGGUACAAUGAGUCUUUUGAGAUACUUUCUUCCCCUCUUACGCCCACAUUCGCGAGUGGUGGUAGUUUCUAGUGAACUCGGAGUGCUCAAAAGCCUAGGUUCCCGGUUAAGAGAAGAAAUUAACCUGGACAAAGUAACGAUGUACGAACUGGACAAACUCUCUGACAAGUACCUAAACGCCGUCAAAGCUAAGGUAUGGUCAGAGCACGGAUGGCCGGACCGCAUUCUUGAGGCCGUCAGCGUUCUGCAGAACGCGCUCGUGCAUGCGACUGCGCGGGAACUCCGGGGCGACGCCCGGCGGAAUAUCCUCGUGAACGCGGCGUGUCCAGGUUGGACGAAAACGGAGAGCAUGUCAACCUACUUCGAUAACGCCGGUUGUCUCGGCGGCGUUCCCGCACGUGCACCGGAAGAAUCGGCUCGUGACAUAACGUGGUUGGCUCUGUUGCCGAUUGGGGCAACUUCACCGAACGGGAGCUUAGUUUACAGGCGCGAAGUUAUUAAAAACGAUUAAAUACAUGAUAUCAAUUUAGUUGUCAAUCUGUAGUACUAUUACGCUUUAUAUGCGAUGUUAGUAGGUUUUUUUACUGUAAAUUGUUCUCAAUGUUAAUUUAAUAACUUUUCCUUAUGGGAUUAAAUUUGUCAUUUCAUGACCAGAAUAAUACGAUUAUACAUUUGUAAUGGAUUUAAUGUUUGUUAUAUCUUGAAAAUUACUAAAUACAUGUAAUAAACGCAACGAUAAAUGAUGUGAUGGUAACGCUCUAAUUAGUACAUACUAAAUAGUUAUAAUUGAGACUUAAUUAAGAUAGUUCUGGUGCAUGCGAUCAAUGCAUGUAAUUGGCAUUCAAUUCAUACGUCCUUAUGCUAAAAUUAUCAUAUUCGAAACCCAAUAUAGAAAAAACUGUUUAUUAAAGACACUUUGUCUCACAUUAAUGAAUAUUUGCCUUUUGUCAAAGAGUUGAUGUCAAUAUAGUUUGGAUAACAUAAGGUCCCUACAUAAUUCCAUAAUUUCAGUAUUUUAUGUGUAACUCGAGUAAAUAAGCGGACAAUCCAGUUUUACUUUGAUCCAAAUAUAUCACGCUGGGUAUGCGGAUACUUUGAAAACAGAUGGCACUUCGAUACCAGAUAACAACAAAAGCCACGAGCGAGAUGUAAGUUCAUCAGUUUUAUAAUUAUAUAAUAAAGAUUAGUUUUUUAGACAA